Messenger RNA from Macroventuria anomochaeta, 258 nucleotides. RefSeq lists its product as uncharacterized. The transcript is spliced from 2 exons. The record is from RefSeq and is a predicted model, not a curated record. The annotation marks the transcript as partial. Lineage: Eukaryota; Fungi; Ascomycota; Dothideomycetes; Pleosporales; Didymellaceae.
AUGGCCUCUACAACAUCCAACGUAGCGUUCGGCAACGCAUACUCCAGCGUCCAAGCCAACACCAUCAACGGCUCUGUCCACAUUGGUACGAAGAAGCGGGGCGCUAAGCAGACACCUCAAGCAGGACUCGACAACACACUUGGUCGUCUCCCACUCGCUGAAGACGCGCCCUUCAACUCGUUCGCGAAGCGGCUCGAGUCAACCUGCCUGACCAAUACGCGUGUCGACCUCUUGCGCGAGAUAUACAGUUGGGCGGAC